Pteronotus mesoamericanus is the source of this 684-nucleotide messenger RNA. RefSeq names its product gap junction protein epsilon 1 (gene GJE1). Gene Ontology annotation, cellular component: connexin complex. The transcript has 4 exons. NCBI's taxonomy places the organism in Eukaryota, Metazoa, Chordata, Mammalia, Chiroptera, Mormoopidae. Gene Ontology annotation, biological process: cell-cell signaling. The record is from RefSeq and is a predicted model, not a curated record. Gene Ontology annotation, molecular function: gap junction channel activity.
AUGCGUGUGAGGUCAGCCUCACUAUUAAUUGCUAUCUUCCGUGGUGAAUUUACCUUACAUUUGGAAGACUUGUCUCUAAAUUCCAUCAAAAACUUCUGUGAAGGAUGUGCAAAGCCUCCAACUGCAAUCAGUCAAUUCCACAUCCUUUUCUUUGAAUCUGUCUGAAUGUUCUUUCUUGGGGUGUUAGGCUUUGUGGUCUAUGGAAAUGAAGCUUUGCACUUGAGUUGUGAUCCAGACAAGAGGAAAAUAAACCUCUUUUGUUACAACCAGUUCAGGCCAAUCACUCCACAAGUGUUCUUGGUUUUACAACUAGUGACUGUCCUGUUUGUUGGUGCUACUUUCCAUUUUAAUGCUGCAUGAAAAAACAUCAGUCAAGAAUGUGUUCUUCAAAAGCCCAUCUACACUGUAAUUUAUAUCCUGUCUGUUUUAUUAAGAAUUAGUCUAGAGGUGAUAUCAUUUUGGCUUCAGAUUCAUCUUUUUGAUUUCCAAGUCCAGCCUCUCUGCCUAUGUGAUGCUGGAUCUCUUGGGGAAAAACUAAUUAUAAAAUGCAUGGUGCCAGAACAGUUUGAGAAGACCAUCUUUCUCAUUGCAAUGUAUACAUUUACUGUAAUUACAAUGAUAUUAUGUGCUGUCGUGAUUUUUGACAUCCUAUUUAAAAGAGUAUGCUUUCUAACUAGGCAAUGA